GAUAUCCGACCACAGCCAGGCAGUGCCCUUUUCAUCUCACUCCUUGACAGCGUCACUUGAGAGUAACAGAAAAUAAUGGAAGACAAACGCAAAAAGCAGCCCAAAGUGUCUCUCCCUCAGCCCCCACCUCCUCCCAUCAACCCCCGUAAACUCUCUGUCCUUCCUGCCAGCAAAAGUGCCACCUUCUCACUGGGCCUUCCGCAGCCUCCCUCCCCCAAAAACAGAAGCAAGUAUAAGAGGUCCAUAGGGGCACCAGGACAACCCAAAGAGGUGCUAGCAGCCGUCGUAGCGCCACCAAAGACCACCAGGCCACACAAAGAAAAGCCCAGGGCCCCCCAGCCGGCCGGGCCCAGUAAAGUAGUCCAGUCCUCUCCCCUGCAGCACUCCUUUCUCACAGAUGUCUCAGAUGUGAGAGAGAUGGAGGGAGGGCUCCUCAACCUCCUCAACGACUUCCACUCAGGCAAACUACAGGCUUUCGGUAAGGUGUGCUCCUUUGAGCAGCUGGAGCAUGUGCGUGAGAUGCAGGAGAAGCUGGCAAGGUUACACUUCAGCCUUGACAGCCAUGUGGAGGAGCUUUCAGAGGACCAGAGGAAAUGUGCAUCUGACCACAACCUGGAACACCUGCUCUGCAAUCUGGAGGAGCUCAGCACCUCAAUACAAAAGCUCCACUUGGCUGAGAACCAGGACCUGCCCAAAACAUCUGGUCCCUGACGAGUGAGGUGUGAAGGACGCAGCCGCUCAUUUACUCACAACAUAAAACCAGUACAGGUUGCCAUGGCAUCGAUCCAGCUGCCUUAGUAACAGAGUGGAAAGAUCCACAGGAGAAGGGGCUAUUUUUCCAUUGGGUCAGUGAAGCUGCGGGAGCAAUACAGUGACGCCAAGCAUUUAAUGAACAGUCAUGCAAAAUCAUAAAUCCCCCACUCAUAGCACAAGAAACAAAGGCGUUUGCUAUAGUUUUCAUAAGAUUACAGUUUGCUGGCGUUAAAUAAAUCAGCUCUGGUUAAUUAGUUACAUAAUCCGGUUACAAAAAACUGAGACGUAGAAUGUUUAGUUUUCAUGGUCAUUUCAGUUUAUGUUUCAAAAAACAUAUGACAUGGGAAUGGAAAAAAUACUCUUGUGGUUCUGUUAACUUUACAUUUACUGUCUGGUGAUUUUAGAAGAUAUUUUCCCCAGUUGGUUAAGGAUAGGAACAUUUAGCCAUUCUUAAAGUAGCAAACAUUUGGCCCUUUCUCGACAAAACCACUGUGUUAAACUCAGAAGUUUUAAGGGAGUUUUCACUUUUGCUAUUAUUCUGGAUGCACUCCCUCAUUUUUAUAUUUUUACUAAAAGUUUAAUACUGGACAACAGGAGGGAUUUAAUAAAACCUGGGUUACUCUUCAUUAUAACUGUGCAUUUGAAAGUGACUGGACUUUGUGAUGAGAAUGUACAAAAUGUGUUUAAUUUACAUGUAAAACGGUCACUAUGACUCUUUGCCAAUGUGCGUACAGCUACUGUAUUUGUCCACAGAAGAUUUAAUAUGUAUGAAGGAUUGUGUCUGCUUAUUGAUAUUUUUUUAUUUUGGUGUUUUUUCCUGAGGGCUGAGAUCACGUCAAUCCAAGCACAAGCUGGCAAAACUCUGCUACUUGAAAAGCUGUAAAACCACCUACUGUAGCAUGUAGUUUAUAGGAUGUCUGUUCAGUCAGAUGGGAAGAAUUGACUUGCCUCUUAUGACACUGUCCUAGAUAGCACAUUCAGAGUAAUGUGGCAGGCAUUCCAGCCUGUACAAUACCAUGUAAAACGGCAGCUACUUUCAUAGUUACAAGAUUAGGGAUGAGAUUAUUAACUUGUAUUUUAUCUUCAGUUAAACAUUAGUGCUCAUCUUGAAAAAAAAUCACUGGUCAAUCGGAAACGUGUCAAAGCCUGUUGUGGGAAACUGAGGCAUUUUAGAUUUCAAUAUUAAAAGUAUGAUUAAACAUUGUCUUCUUUUGCACUGCUAUGCCUACCUCUUUCCUAAGCCCCUGGCCUGGAUAUCAGGACCUGUCAGUCAUUUUUCUUUUCUAUUUUACAUGCUAAGAGAUAAUUCGACACAAGACUCAGCUUGUAAGCUUUAAACAUGAUUUAGGGAGGGAAGAACUGUGUGAAGAACAUCUUGUGUGUGUUCAGUAAUCAUACCCAUCAAUAAAGGCAAAAAUUUAGGAAAA
Molecule: messenger RNA, 2180 nt
Organism: Sphaeramia orbicularis (orbiculate cardinalfish)
Lineage: Eukaryota; Metazoa; Chordata; Actinopteri; Kurtiformes; Apogonidae
Gene: ccdc28b
Product: coiled-coil domain containing 28B
Source: RefSeq, a predicted model, not a curated record